Messenger RNA from Melanotaenia boesemani (Boeseman's rainbowfish), 3698 nucleotides. RefSeq names its product dynein heavy chain 17, axonemal-like. The record is from RefSeq and is a predicted model, not a curated record. Bases 134 to 3601 code for a protein of 1155 amino acids. The transcript has 22 exons. NCBI's taxonomy places the organism in Eukaryota, Metazoa, Chordata, Actinopteri, Atheriniformes, Melanotaeniidae.
UUAAAGACAAACAACAACAAACUGUUUCCUGAAGCUUUUUCUUUGUUUGCUUCUUUGUUUUAUUCACGGUUGUUCUGGAUCAAACCAGCUUCGGUUCGCGACCCGAAGCUGAGUCAGAAGAACCGUCUGGAAGAUGGAGACCGAACAGGACGGACCGCUGACCCUGAUCCGGACCUUCACCCUGAACGGACUCAGGCUGGACCCGGACCGGUGGCAGGAGUUCCUGUCCAAGAAGAACACGGUGACCCUUAGCGGCUUCUGUAGCAGCCAGGACCGCGACUGGCUCUUCCUCCACCUGCAGCCGGACUCCGGACUCCGGGCUGGACUCCAGUUCCCCCUAGGAGUCCAGACCAAGGUCCUCUGCGUGUCCAAGACCGUCCCGGAAGUCGUCACCAAGGAGACCUGCAGGAGGACGCUGAGGAUGCAGGAGACGAGGGGAGGAGACCCGCUUAGCCACGUGAUCGGGCUCACGGAGGAGGUGACCUGUCUGUUGCUUAGCAAUGCUGCAACCAGAGAAAGGUGGAGUCAGGGCAUUGCUGAGGGUGCUCUGAGGAUCCUGGAGAGGCAGAAGAACGCCAUGCUGGUGAUGAAGGCUCAGGUGGCUGGACACACCUUUCUGCCUCACCCUGCUCUCUAUCACCAUGGCAACCAGGACUACAGCCACCACAGUGAUGGUCGCCAUGAAGACAGCCACAAUGACCACCAUCUCCAUCAUGAAGACUACCGCAGUGACCAUCAUGACAACGGUCACCAUGACAACAGUUCCCACGUGGAGUCAGGAGACCUGAAGCUGCCAGAUGAGACGCUCCUUCAUGCCUGUCAGAAAAUGGUGGUGGAGUGGGCAGAGCUAGUGUCCAAGUACCUGCAACAGGACUGGUCCAGAUUGGUUCUGGACAGAUUGAGUCCACUUCCUGGAGAGGAGUUCACCUUCUGGAAGAACCGGCUGCAGAAUCUGCUCUUCCUGCACAACCAGCUGAUGAGCCCCAGAGCUCAGCAGGUGGCGGCUAUCCUCCAAGCUGCAGGCAGCGUCUACUGGUCCACUCUGAGAACCGUUUACAGAGACAUCCAGGAAGGUGUCCAGGAGGCGCAGGACAUCGUGGACAACCUGGCUCCUGUGCUGCAGAAACUUGAGGAUAUUUUACAGGUGGACUUCCAGCAGCUGAAGGGCAAAGCGUCAGAUAUCAUGGAGGAGGUAUGUCUACUGUGGGGCCGGUCUAAGUUCUACUGUAAACCCGAGAGGGUGGUGGUCCUGCUGCAGGAGAUCUGCAACCAGUUCAUACACCUGAGUGGAAAGUUCCUGUGUGGACAAGAAGUGAUGCGUGCUCUUGUAUCUGCCCCCGGUCCGGUCCUGGAAGAUGUUAGACUGGUUAUCCAGACGCUAAACACCCUGAAGGAGGCCUACGCGCAGAGCAGUGCACUGCUGGACAACCGAACCCACAGCCAGGACACGCCUUCACACAGCUGGGACAUCCCGUCACACCUGGUCUUCUUCCACCUGGACCGCUUCAUGAAACGGCUGCUCAGCAUCAAGGAGGUGCUUUCUGUCUGUCUCCAGGUGUAUCAGCUGGAUCAGAUGGUUUUGUCUGGUGUCAGCAGCACGAUGUGGACCGAUGCAGUUCAGCAGGUUCUUCAGGAGUUCCUGCUUCACACGAGGCGGCUCUCUGGCUGCUGCUGUGACCCAACAGACCCUGAAGACCUGAACUUUGAGAAGAACCUGAAUCAGUUUCUGGCUCAGGUGUUGGACCUGGAGACCUGGCUGGUGUCGGUGCUGAGCAGGGCCCUGGAGGACUGCAGCGAUGCUUCAUCUGCUGCAAAGCUGUUGCAGAUGUUUGGGUUCAUCCUGGACCGUCCUCUGAUCCAGAAUCAGCUGCACCCUCUCCUGAGCCGGCUGGUGAAGAUGAUCCAGAUAGAACUGGCUCAGAUUGAACUUCAGUUCUACAGUCAGAAAGACAAGUUGGAAACGUUUUACAAGUUUCGGCCGGCAGCUCCUGUUGGACUCUUGUGGAUUCAACAGCUGCUCCAGAGAACUGGAGCCGCUCUAAAGAACUACUUGACCUUCCAGAACCGGCACCAGGACUCAUCUGAGGGCCAGCUGGUUCAGAACAGGAUUAGACAGAUCCUAGACCUCCUGCAGGACUUCAGAGAGAGCGCGAGGUCCGACUGGAGCGCCCAGCUGGACUCUGACUGUGGCUUCAUCCAGAGACUUCCUUUGAUCCAAACAACCAAGCACGGACUCCUGGAAGUUAGCUGCAGUCACAGGGUGGAGUCGGUGCUAAAAGGGCUCAGGUAUGUGUGCAGGAAAGGAGAAGUAGAGCUCCGCCCCCACAUCGCUCAGCUCCUCCCCUGUAGAGAUGACAUCACCCAGACUUACCUGAGACUGAGUCACAUGGUGUCCUGCUACAACCAGGUGUUCAGUGACACCCUGCAGGUGGAACGUCCUCUGAUCCAGGACCAGCUGCAGGACCUGAACCAGACCCUGACCCAGCUGCAGAAGAAAACCUGGAGCCCUGAAGGUGACGUCACAAUUCAUGGUGUGGACCAGCUGCAGACCCAGACGGUGUUGAUGUUUUGCUGCACUCUUAGAGAGACCAGAACCAACAUGGAAGCCAUGACAACGAUUGCACAGGGGUGGGCGGAGCUUGACCUGCUGCAGAGGUCACAUGACUAUCUUCUGGAAGGCGGAGUUACAGAGCACACAUGCAGACGGAUCAGGGAAGAGGGGCAACAGCUGUUGAAGCUAAUCCAGGUAAACAGGAGUCUGUACAAAGCCCAGGAGUCCUCUCAGACCUGGAUCGAUUAUCUGGACCACAUUGAUAAUGAAGUCCAAGAUGGACUGUUCCAGCUGCUGCACAGAGCGCUGCACUUCCUGUCUGACAGCAUGAACCCACAGACCUCCAGCUCCGCCCUGUUGGCAGUCCGUCUGCAGCUGCAGGAAACAGGAAGUGCGUUUGAGCCUCUGCUGGAUGGCGGCCUGUCAGACUUCCUGAAAACCACCAUCUGCGACAUUUAUGCCACUGCCGCUCUGCCACCCAGGAUCUCCAGGAGUCGCCAUGGCAACUACCAGCUGUUGUUACAGCAGAACCCAGGUCUCUGUGCCCUGGAACAAGAAGUGUUGCAUGAGUUGCAGCAGGUGAGGGAGGAGGCGGAGCAUCUGAGAGAAGGACUAGACAGGUACUCUCACCUGUGGCUGAGUGACAGGAAGACGAUGUUCAAGGACUUCCUGAAAUAUGGCAGGCAGCUGGCACCUGAAGAGCUGGAGGCAGGCCAGACUCCGCCCACCCUGAACAACUUCCAUAGAGAGAUGGAGUCUCUCAGUGCGCUAAGCUCAGAGGUGAGUCACCUGGAUGAUGUCAUCAUCCUGCAUGGCUGGCUGCAGGUGGACCUGAGACCUUUUAGAACAUCCCUAUUGUCCAUCAUCUACACCUGGAGACACAUGUACACAAACUAUCUGCUGGAGUCCGUCAGCAACAGUAUGCAGGUGCACACGGAGGAUGAAGAGUCCCCAUCAUCGUCCACCUUUUCGGUAAAGGACAUCAUCCUGCUGCUGGAAGCUGCUGCAGUGGAGCUUCCUAAACACUUGACUGCACAGCUGCAGUGCUAAUGGAGACAAACAUCUUGGAGGACGUCCUGAUGGAACCAGGGAUGUCUCAGUUGUACACAUCUGGAUCGUCUUUACAAUAAAAGUUCUGAACAGUUCA